This is a messenger RNA of Myxozyma melibiosi, 1667 nucleotides long. RefSeq lists its product as uncharacterized. Gene Ontology annotation, cellular component: mitochondrial outer membrane. The transcript has 4 exons. Lineage: Eukaryota; Fungi; Ascomycota; Lipomycetes; Lipomycetales; Lipomycetaceae. Gene Ontology annotation, biological process: quinolinate biosynthetic process; L-tryptophan catabolic process. Gene Ontology annotation, molecular function: FAD binding; kynurenine 3-monooxygenase activity. The coding region runs from base 109 to 1500 and encodes 463 amino acids. The record is from RefSeq and is a predicted model, not a curated record.
AGGGCUGAGUGAAGUCGAUCCUGAUCUUCGUGAAGUCUUUGUCUUUGUCGCUGCUGCUACUGUUGUUGUUGUUGUUGUCGUUGUUGUAUAUAGACAAAUUAUAGACAGAUGCCCGCACACACGGUCUCGAUUGUUGGCGCAGGGCCGGUGGGGACUUUGGCAGCGCUGUAUUUCGCCAACGAAGGCUGGAAAGUGACGCUCUACGAACUUCGUAGUGACCCCCGACUACAGCAAAAAGGACCAACAGCAUCGACCGGGAAAUCAAUCAACCUCGCGCUCUCCCACCGCGGCAUCGAAGGUCUCCGCGGCGCGUCCGCCGAGCUCGCGGCGGAAAUCCUGAAGAACGUGGUCCCUGUCUACGGACGGAUGAUCCACGACCGGCACGGCAGGCAGACGUCGCAGGCGUACGACGUGCACGGGAUGCAUAUCAACGCUGUUGAUCGCGGGUGGUUGAAUGGCGUGCUGCUGGACGCGGCGGAGAGGUUGGAGAAUGUGGAGCUCAGGUUUGGGCAUCGGCUUGUGCACUGUGAUUUUGAUCGGCGGAUAUCAAAGUUCAGCACCGAAGACGGAGAGAUAGAGGUACAAUCAGACCUAGUCGUCGGCGCCGACGGCGCGCACUCGACAGUCCGUCGCCAGAUGAUGCGCGCCGAGCCCGUCGACUUUGAGCAGAAAUACAUCGACACGCUCUGGUGCGAAAUCUCAAUUCCCCCGAAACGAAUCACCUCCGCCGACGGCACGACCACGGAGACCUACGCGCUCGACCCGAACCACCUGCAUAUUUGGCCGUGCAAGACGUUCAUGCUGAUGUGUCUUGCCAACAUCGGGAGCGACAAGUCGUUCACGGGCACGCUGUUUAUGCCGCGCGUGAGCUUUGAUGAUGUCGUGUAUCCGAACGAUGUCGUGGAUUUGUUUAAUACGUUUUUUCCGGACGUCGUGCCGUUGGUGGGCGAGAAGGAGCUGUGUCGGCAGUUUUUUGAGAAUCCAAAGGGAACGCUUGUUAGUAUCAAGUGCUCGCCUUAUCAUUACCUUGAUAGAUGUAUAUUGAUCGGUGACGCAGCGCAUGCGAUGGUCCCCUUCUACGGGCAAGGCAUGAACUGCGGUUUUGAAGACGUGCAAGUCCUCUUCAAACACAUCAAAGAGACAAACUCGCUCACGACCGCCCUCGCAGACUACACCACCACCCGGCGCGCAGACCUUCUCGCAAUCUCAGACCUCGCGAUGGAAAACUACGUCGAAAUGCGCUCGUCCGUGUCCUCAAAGAUGUACCUCGCCCGCAAGUCCACCGAAGAAUUCCUCUACAAACGCUUCCCCCGCCUCCACGUCCGCACGCUCUACAACAUGGUCUCGUUCUCGAGCAUCCCCUACCACGUCGCCAUGCAGCGCUCGCUCUACCAAGGCCGUCUCUUCCGCGGCGCUGCUCUCGGCGCCGGCGCAGGCGUCCUCGGUCUCGCGGCCUACGGCCUCUUCCGCUUCCGCCGGGUGUGGCAGGGCACCACGUGAUGUUAUGUAAGCAAGUGGGCUGAUGUUUGUGGCGGUGCGGAAGUCUAAAUUGCAUAAACUUGUUAAUCUGCGCGCAAAUGAAAGCCUCAAAGAAGAAAUGCAGCGGUGUAUUUCAGAGAAUAUAAGAAGCAAAUAACAUAUGAGAAGAAUAGAAAGAACAAUAAACC